Messenger RNA from Anisakis simplex (herring worm), 450 nucleotides. The record is from the annotation of a GenBank genome assembly. NCBI's taxonomy places the organism in Eukaryota, Metazoa, Nematoda, Chromadorea, Rhabditida, Anisakidae.
AUGAGUCAUGUGAUGCAUUAUGGCGACCUUUCGAUUGCUAACGAAUUCGUUGCCGAUUUCCAAGGAUGGAAGAAGGGACCUGAACAAUUCGUACCUGAUUAUGAGAAAAAUGAGGGAGGCGCAUGGCCAUCGCGUGAUAUUCCACUGUUGAUGCUUGAAAAACAGUAUCAAGAGGAGGAUGGCAUGCAUCAGAAGUUCGAAAUAAGACGGCAGAUUCGUAAACUUGAGCGUAAGCGUGAAUAUUUGCACAACUUCAUGAAGAAGUUGGUGGAGAGGAUCAUUCAUGAUCCAGUGCAACAACGACGAAUCAUGAACGUUCAUCCUGAAACGAUAAAUGACUUUCAGUGCCACGAUAAAUUGCUGAAAGCAUUUCAUAAGAUUUGCUUCAACCUCGCGAAAGUAAGUUCACUUGAGAAGAACAAUUUGCUUUUGGCUCAUUCAAUUCAAUAG